GAUGGGGAAUUUGAGGUCUUGUCUUUGUGAGGAUACAAAGGGACUACUAUAUUUGUAUGAAGCCUCAUAUCUUUCAAUUGAUGGUGAAAGUUUAUUAGAUGAGGCCAGGGAUUUCACAACUAGGAAUCUCAAAGAAAACCUCAAGAAGAAGGAUAUUGAUCAAAAUCUCGCCAUGCUAGUUAGACAUUCCUUGGAGCUUCCCCUACAUUGGAGGGUGCAAAGGCUAGAGGCAAGAUGGUUCAUUGAUGUGUAUGAGAGAAGACAAGAUAUGAAUUCUAUAUUGCUUGAGCUUGCGAAAUUAGAUUUCAACAUGGUGCAAGCAAUUCACCAGCAAGAAGUAAAACAAAUGUCAAGGUGGUGGAGGAGUACAUGUUUGGGAAAAAAGUUGAGCUUUGCUAGAGAUAGGUUGAUGGAGAAUUUUUUAGGCACUCUGGGAGUGAAUUUUGAGCCUCAAUUUGGAUACUUUAGGAGAAUGUCCACGAAGGUCUACACACUGAUAACAAUAAUAGAUGAUAUCUAUGAUGUGUAUGGUUCAUUGGAGGAACUUGAACUAUUUACCAAUGCCGUUGAGAGGUGGGAUAUCAGUGCAAUGGAACAACUUCCAGACUAUAUGAAGAUAUGCUUCCUCGCUUUAUUCAACUCUAUUAAUGAAAUGGCUUAUGAUGCACUCAAGGAACAAGGAUUGCACAUCAUUUUACACCUAAAGAAAGUGGGGAGAAUUUAA
Molecule: messenger RNA, 724 nt
Organism: Camellia sinensis
Lineage: Eukaryota; Viridiplantae; Streptophyta; Magnoliopsida; Ericales; Theaceae
Source: RefSeq, a predicted model, not a curated record